GUUGGAGACGAUGUUCUUGGAGAAGAGAAUAUAAAAGGACUGCGAGAUUGUGGCGUAAAUGUAGACAGAAUAGAAAAAUCGAGCAGAAGACCUACCGGCACCGCACUCAUAACAGUCAAUGCCAAAGGCGAACAUAUAAUGGUGGUCUCGUUGGGGGCCAACCUAGAAUUGGACGAGUCGUCCGCGGUGCGCCAUGCGGACGUGUUGAACGGUGCAGAUGUCGUCAUUGCACAAGCUAGAGUAUGCCAAAGUGGAAAUAUAAGAAAAUAUUCGAAUUAG
This is a messenger RNA of Ostertagia ostertagi, 279 nucleotides long. The record is from the annotation of a GenBank genome assembly. Lineage: Eukaryota; Metazoa; Nematoda; Chromadorea; Rhabditida; Trichostrongylidae.